Molecule: messenger RNA, 3569 nt
Organism: Diospyros lotus (date-plum)
Lineage: Eukaryota; Viridiplantae; Streptophyta; Magnoliopsida; Ericales; Ebenaceae
Product: pentatricopeptide repeat-containing protein At1g52620
Exons: 7
Coding region: 70-2514 (814 amino acids)
Molecular function (GO): protein binding
Source: RefSeq, a predicted model, not a curated record
UUUAGCUUUGGUCUGAGUUUAUUAGGGGAGGGGGAGAGAGAGAGAGAGAGAGGAAGAAGAAGAAGAAGAAUGAGAAUAAUAAAACCCAGCAGCCUCACAAAGAGGAUCGUCAAGAAAAUGUGCAAAAUACUCAUAACCCACGAUCAGAAUCAGUGGGAAGAGAUAAUCGGAACCCUGUUCUCCCAAGAGGAAGGAGAAGUGGUUCCAUCAGACAUUGCUCAUUUGGUGUUCGACCGAAUUCCUGACCCGCAUUUGGGUUUGAGGUUCUUUGACUGGCUAACUCAACGCCCACCGCCGUUCUUUUCUUCUCCUGAUGCCCGUGCUUGUUCUUCCCUUCUUGAACUCUUGGCCAAGUCCAGAGUGUUUUCGGAGAUUGAAACGCUGUUGCAGAGCAUGAAAGGGCAAGAUAUGUUACCAACCCGCCAAGCCUUGGAUGCUGUUAUUCGAUCAUAUUCAGAUUCUGGGUUCGUGGAUAAAGCCCUUGAACUGUAUAGGACUGUGAUGUCCACUUACAAUUCCCUUCCUGAUGUUCUUGCUUGUAAUUCUUUGCUUAAGCUGCUUGUAGAUAUUGGUCAAAUUGAAACUGCACAUCGGGUGUAUGAUGAAAUGGUUGAAAGAGAUAAUGGGGGAGGGGAUGGCGGCUGUAUAGAUAAUUAUAGUACUUGUAUAAUGGUUAGAGGAUUGUGUAAGGUAGGGAAGGUCGAGGAAGGUAGAAAGCUGAUUGAGGACAGGUGGGGAGAAGGCUGUAUACCCAAUAUUGUCUUUUACAAUACGCUAAUUAAUGGCUAUUGCCAGAAAGGUGACACUGGAAGAGCUUAUGAGCUUUUUAAGGAGUUGAAAUUGAAGGGAUUUUUACCUACAGAGGAGACAUUUGGUGCAAUGAUAAAUGGGUUUUGCAAGGGAAGGGAUUUUGAGGCGGUUGAUAGGCUCCUGAUGGAAAUGAAAGCAAGGGGCUUAAAUAUUAAUGUUGAAAUCUAUAACAGUGUCAUUGAUGCUCAAUAUAAGCAUGGUUACGAGGUGAAGGUGAUCGAGACUAUAAAUAAGAUGAUUGAGAGUGGUUGUGAGCCUGACAUAGUGACUUAUAAUACCCUGAUAUAUGGUUCGUGUAGGGGUGGAAAGGUUCAGGAAGCUGAAGAGCUUCUAAACCGCGCAGCGAGAAAGGGAUUGGCACCCAAUAAAUUCAGUUAUACUCCUCUCAUACAGUAUUAUUGCAGACAAGGGGAAUUUGUAAGGGCUUCAGAAAUGCUGAUCAAGUUGACAGAAAGAGGUGAUAAACCUGAUGUGAUCACAUAUGGAGCUCUUGUCCAUGGGCUUGUCUCUGCAGGUGAACUAGAUGUUGCAUUAGCCAUUCGUGAUAGAAUGUUGGAAAGAGGAGUUUUGCCUGAUGCUGGUAUUUACAAUGUCUUGAUGAAUGGAUUUUGUAAGAAAGGCAGGCUUACUAUUGCUAAACAGCUAUUUGCUGAGAUGCUUGACCAGAAUGUGCUGCCCGAUCCCUUUGUUUAUGUCACUCUAGCUGAUGGAUUCAUAAGAAAUCGUGACAUUAAUGGGGCUAAGAAGCUUUUUGAGCUCAUAAUUGAAAAGGGUAUGGAUCCAGGUGUGGUGGGGUACAACACCAUGAUUAAGGGUUACUGUAAGCUCGGAAUGAUGCUUGAUGCAAUAUCAUGUCUCAACGAAAUGAUAAAAAAGCAUAUUUCUCCUGAUGAAUUUACUUAUUCUACAGUCAUAGAUGGAUAUGUAAAGCAGGAUGACUUGGGUGGUGCAUUGAGGAUGUUUAGUCAAAUGGUGAAACGGCAAUGCAAGCCAAAUGUUGUUACUUACACCUCUCUGAUUAAUGGUUUCUGCCGAAGGGGAGAUAUCGAUGGAGCUCAAAAAGCUUUUAGGGAGAUGCAAUCUCAUGGUUUGCAGCCUAAUGUUGUCACAUAUAGUGUACUAAUAGGAAGCUUUUGUAAAGUGGGUAACCUUACAAAAGCGGCCUGUUUUUUCGAACAGAUGUUGAUGAGCAAGUGCACUCCCAAUGAAGUUACUUUCCAUUAUUUGGUGAACGGGUUCUCAAAUUGUGGACACAGUAUUAACUACAAUAAGGCAAAUGAGUCUUGUGAACAUGGGAUAUCUGUGUUUCUGAAUUUUUUUAGAAUGAUGGUGUCAGAUGGUUGGUUUCCAAGGAUUGCUGCAUAUAGUUCUAUUAUUGUAUGCCUUUGCUUAUAUGGAAUGCUAAAGACCGCUCUCCAGUUGAGUGGUAAUAUUGGUAGUAAGGGCUGCAUCUCUGAUUCUGUUACUUUUGCCGCCCUGCUACAUGGUGUUUGCUUGGAAGGACAAUCAAAAGACUGGAAGAAUAUUAUUCCAUGCAAUUUACAUGAAUCAGAGCUCAAGAUUGCUUUGAAAUAUUCAUUGAUAUUAGAUGAUUACCUGCCUAAAGGAGAGAGUUCAGAGGCUUCACAAAUUUUGCAGACUUUUGUUGAAAAAUGCAGGUCUCUUGGUGAAGAAGGGAAUGAUCUUGAGGAUUUAUUAAGUUAGGGGAUCCCUCAAAAUCCCAAACAGGAUUUUCAAGUCCCAAAAACCAGAGAACUUUCUCAUCACCUGGGAACUGAUUGGAUCUUAGAUUGGGUCACCCCUUGGAAAUGUUUUCAACCAAAAGCAGUCUUUUAAUAUUUGUCAUUGUUGUUCACUACCAUUCAAAGGGAACUACAAUCACAAUAUUGUGUACUGCCACGUUGAAUGCAAUGAAGCAGAAAUGGCAUUUCAAAGGUGCCAACUGGAACUGCUUUUCUUAAGAGAUAAUAGAUGCACCUAAAGAUUUUUCUGAGGAGAAACUGUUUGAAGUAACCAUGCAGCAGCAGGUUACAGAGGAGCAAAUGGGAGCUACAGCGAAAAAACUGGUGGGUGUGGCAAGAGAGGUGGAAACAUUGCAUGCUGAGAAAAAGCACGUUUGGUGCCUAUAGUCAGAGUUAUGGAAGACAACAUGGUCAGAUGGGUCUUGGGGCUACAUCAGAGAGGGAAUGAUCCCGAAUGCAGGUGGCAGCAGAGCAGCUGCUUCUGGUGGUGCAUCUGUGCCUGGUGCUGCUUCUGCCUUGGGAGGAGCGUAUGAUGCCCCGCCCCACCCACCAUAGGUGAAAGCUCAUAAGGGGGAUAAAAGUGGUGGAGAUGACUGAAGAGUUCGUACCUCACGGUUGCUUGGUGGCAAUUAUCAGGAAGGAAAAGCCUAUUGUUAAGUGCUGAAAAGUUGGUUUUCAAUCAAAUUGAUUCUCUUCCAAUGCAAUACAUUGUUAUUGGUGCUUUAUGGUUGCUUGCCAUCACAUCAAGGGCCUAGAGAAGGAAGAUGAAGGGCACCCAAAAUUCCGAGUGUUGAAAUUGAAUUCCUGAUUCUGUUUGUUUCUUGUUCUUUUUGAAAGGGGAAUGAAUGUAAUCAAAUUUCAAUAGUUCAUCUAUCUUCCAUCUUCAAUUGUAACGACAGCUUUCAAUCAUAGAUUGAGGCUUAUACAACACUUUUGCAUAUGAGGUUAAUUACAAGGCUAGAUGUAAAAUUACAUUGGCCCCCACCCAAUAUUUAUUUUGAAUAAUAUACUCAUUUG